Ochotona princeps (American pika) is the source of this 1574-nucleotide messenger RNA. RefSeq names its product centromere protein A (gene CENPA). Gene Ontology annotation, molecular function: structural constituent of chromatin; protein heterodimerization activity; DNA binding. The transcript has 4 exons. NCBI's taxonomy places the organism in Eukaryota, Metazoa, Chordata, Mammalia, Lagomorpha, Ochotonidae. Bases 100 to 516 code for a protein of 138 amino acids. The record is from RefSeq and is a predicted model, not a curated record. Gene Ontology annotation, cellular component: nucleosome.
GUUCUCUGCAGGCGCUGGCCUUUCGUACUCCCCGGGCGCGGUCCGGGAAGUCCGUCCGAGUAGGAGGAGCCGCGGGACCGAGCCCCUGCGCGGCCCGCCAUGGGCCCGCGCCGUCGCAGCCGCAAGCCGGAGGCCCCGACGAGGCGCAGAGCGAGUCCGACCCGCAGCCCCCGGAGGCGGGACGUCUCAGGCACCCCUUCUCGGAUCACCCGGCGGCGGCGGCAGUUCGCCUGGCUGAAGGAGAUGCGGAAGCUGCAGAAGAGCACAGACCUGCUGUUGAGGAAGCUGCCCUUUGCCCGCGUGGUCAGAGAAAUCAGCACUAGAUUCACCCGGGGCGUGGACUUCAACUGGCAAGCCCAGGCCCUAUUGGCCCUGCAAGAGGCGGCAGAAGCGUUCCUCGUUCACCUCUUUGAGGAUGCCUAUCUCCUGUCCUUACAUGCCGGCCGAGUUACCCUGUUCCCAAAGGAUGUGCAGCUGGCCCGGAGGAUUCGCGGCAUUCAGGAGGGCCUUGGUUGAGGCAGCCUUCCUGCCCCACCCUGAAGAGUGAGCACACUUGUGGGGAGCACGCAACUCUCGGCACCCUGGGGUGGGGAAAGCUCCCUUCUCCUUGCUUGGCCCCUUGCCAGCUUACCUUCCCUCAUUCUCCGGGAAAGGUCUGGCCUGAUGCUGACUUACGGCCUGUGUGUCCACCCUCCAUACAGCAUCUUAUGUGUAUAUCAGAUGACAGGCAGGUGACUGAGUCUCGGCAUAGUGGAGCAUCUCUGUUUUACAAGGACUGGAUGGCUUCGUUCUGACUAGGAGAUUUUGCUUGUUUCUGAAAAAUACCUCGUUAGGAAAUGUGAUGCCUGCAUUUCAGGGAUGACUCCGGGGACUGUUUGAAAGACAUGCGUGGAUCUGGGGUCCUGUUGCUGAGCAGGGUGCCUGGAUGUUGCUUCAUUUAUUUUAAGAAGCACACAUCCUGGCUUUCUUCUGUAACAGGGAUAGCACAGGAGGCAGUCAACAUAGUUCCAGAGGCCUGGCCUUUGUUUGGGGACAGUCUUUGUCCAGGUCAACUUUGGUUUGUGAAUCACACGUCAGAUCAAUUAAGGACUUUGAAGACAUCAGAUUGGCCGUGUAUGGGAGGAGGAUGUUGGCUUGCUUCUUGUUCUGCACAUUUUCUACCCAUGUAUGUUCACACACUGCGAACCUACAGAAAGAGUCAGAACCCGAGUCAGCUGUGUGGAAGACCCAGGCCUUGCAGCAGGCAAACCUCUGCCUCAUGGAUCCAAAGCUCCGUGUUCAGGUUCCUUCUAGUAAACUUCUAUCCAGAUCAUUCAGUAGUUCUAACUCACAGAAUUUAGCGUUUUCUUCUUAUUUGUAAAUUAUGAAAGAUGUGUCAUAUGUGAUUUUAAAAUGCUUCAGUGUUUUGAUGAGUGUUUUUAAGCUUAUAGCUUCUUUGCAGAGAGAUAAUAAAAAUAAUUUUAAAGCCAAGUUACUUUUUGCAACGUAGUAGUUACAUUGUACUUAGUAUAAAUUAAAUCAAAUUCUUCAUUUGGACACUGCAAACAACUGUAAUCUGUUUUUUAAUAUUUAUU